This is a messenger RNA of Aspergillus nidulans FGSC A4, 816 nucleotides long. RefSeq lists its product as uncharacterized. Lineage: Eukaryota; Fungi; Ascomycota; Eurotiomycetes; Eurotiales; Aspergillaceae. The coding region runs from base 1 to 816 and encodes 271 amino acids. The record is from RefSeq and is a predicted model, not a curated record. Gene Ontology annotation, cellular component: membrane. The transcript has 3 exons.
AUGUUCUACUACAAUAUCUUCAGCACGAAAAAGUCCUUCAUAAUCAGCGUCAUUGUGGUUAUGAUCAUCGUCUGGCUGUGGGCUAUUAGCGUCGUCCUUGAAACGCUCCUUCUCUGUCGACCGCUGGCGUACAAUUGGGACACCUCGACCGACGGAGAAUGCGGCGAACGGAAUGCAACCUUCGUCGUGGCCGGAACGCUGAACCUGGUGACCAAUUUAAUGGUGAUGGUGCUUCCCCUCCCGCACAUCUGGAAGCUAAAGCUCAAUCUGGCCAAGAAGCUGGCUCUGACAGCUGUCUUUUGCAUGGGGCUGCUCGUGUCCGUCAUCAGUAUUGUGCGCCUGAUGGCAUUGAUGGCUAUCGACUUCAACGACAUCACUUAUACGCUGCCAAUGGGCGUGCUCUGGACAGUGCUGGAGCCCCAGCUUGCCAUCGUCUGUGCCAACAUGCCAGUUCUCAAGCCGAUCCUGUCCCGGAUGUUCCCUAGGUUGUUCGGCUCCACAAACCAAAAGAGCUAUGGAGUGUCGGAUCCCCAGGCGUUCGAGCGGCUGGAUGAACGAGGCUAUUCACUUGGUAAAGUGAGCCGCAAUCCAUUAGAUACACACGUUUCGGGCGGAGAAAGACAGCCGGCAAUGCCAUUUUCGAACACUUUUACGUACUUGCCGAGUCACCUCAACAAUGAACAGAGAGCUGUUGGAUGCGCUUGGGAUGAUAAGCUUACUGAGUAUGCGGUUCAGCUUUUCAGUCCUGUUGUAUCCCACCGUCAAGCAGAGGCACCAGAGCCCCGACGGGUUAUUUUCGGCCGCCAGCAACGAUGA